ACCCCAUUUUCACUAGCCCUUAGCUCUACGUUUGCCCCUUCCCCGGUACCGUUAAAUACCGGGAUAUGAGCCGGAAGAGGCAUCGUCUGGCACCAGAGACCUUUGGACUGAAGAGGCGACGGGAGCGAGGGCCUGUGGAAGUGGAUCCUCUGAGGGGCGAGUCGGGCUCGGCGCGCGCGGCAGUCGCGGAGCUAGUGCAGCUGUUUCCGCGAGGCCUGUUCGAGGAUACGCUGCCGCCCAUCGCGCUGAGGAGCCAGGUCUACAGCCUCGUGCCUGACCGGACGGUGGCCGACCGGCAGCUGAAGGAGCUUCAAGAGCAGGGAGAGAUCAGAAUCAUCCAGCUGGGUUUUGACUUGGAUGCCCAUGGAAUUAUCUUCACCGAAGACUACAGGACCAGAGUCCUCAAGGCCUGUGAUGGUCGACCAUAUGCUGGGGCAGUGCAGAAGUUUUUGGCCUCAGUGCUUCCAGCCUGUGGGGACCUUAGUUUCCAGCAGGACCAAAUGACACAGACCUUUGGCUUCAGGGACCCAGAGAUCACGUGAGACUUAGAGGAUCAACAAAGU
Molecule: messenger RNA, 563 nt
Organism: Castor canadensis (American beaver)
Lineage: Eukaryota; Metazoa; Chordata; Mammalia; Rodentia; Castoridae
Gene: Whr1
Product: winged helix repair factor 1
Biological process (GO): positive regulation of Ras protein signal transduction
Source: RefSeq, a predicted model, not a curated record